Molecule: messenger RNA, 1010 nt
Organism: Cololabis saira (Pacific saury)
Lineage: Eukaryota; Metazoa; Chordata; Actinopteri; Beloniformes; Belonidae
Product: cystatin-F
Exons: 6
Coding region: 423-848 (141 amino acids)
Biological process (GO): positive regulation of myelination; immune response; negative regulation of microglial cell activation
Cellular component (GO): late endosome; endoplasmic reticulum; lysosome
Molecular function (GO): cysteine-type endopeptidase inhibitor activity
Source: RefSeq, a predicted model, not a curated record
CCCCGCCCCCUGGGACACGCCCCCUGGAGAGACCACGCCCCCUGGGAGGCCACGCCGCCUGAGGGGGGGCUGUAGAUCCUAUAAUGUUCUCUAGAGGAGAGACUUUCAUCCACCAAACACCCGGGUAUUUGAAGGAUGAUUCUCUUACACUUGAGUCCUCUCCUCAGCUAAGAAGAAGAAGAAGAAGAAGAAAAGAGGCUCCGGCUGAUUGGGCCAGCUGUGGAACCGGUUCUGGUUCCUGAUUGGCUGAAAGCAAGGGGGUGGAGUCCUAUCAGUGGAUUACCGUCAGCUGUGCAGAGCCCUGAAGAACAGGAAGUGACAGGAAGUGACAGGAAGUGACAUCACCGUGGUCUCUGCAGACAGGAAGCAGCAGCUGGUCUGAGGUUCUGUGUCGCCGCGGCAACAGGAAGAGGAAGAGACGGAUGGAGGUGAAGACGCUGCUGAUGAUCGUCCUGAUCACCGCCCUGGACGUAGCGGCGGCGGCGGUGGGGGGGAGUCACCGCUCAGCCCCCGGGUCCUGGUCCAACGUCAGCGGGGACGACCCGGGUCUCCGGCGGGUCGUCAUCACCGCGGCCUCGUCCUUCAACAGCCGGUCCAACGACGCGUUUCUCUUCAGGCCGGCGGCCGUCCACCGAGCCCGGCGGCAGAUCGUCAAAGGCGUCCUCUACGUCGUAGAUCUGGACAUUUCCAGAACAGUUUGUCGGAAACGAGACGACGACAACGAUCUGACCCGCUGUGAGUUCCAGCCCCCGGGGCGUCUGCACCAGACGUUCCAGUGUCACGCUGAGGUUUGGACGAUUCCCUGGAGGGAAGAGAGUAAAACCCUGGAGAUGCAGUGUAAACCCUGAACACAUACACACAUGUACAUGCACACACACAUACACACACCCUGAACCAGCCGCACAUAGACACACACGUACACACACACACACACACACACACACACUUACAUAUACACACACACACACACACACUCAGCUUCUGCUAUAAUAAAGUUAGUAAUAAACCUG